AAGUAAAGUUUUAUUUACAUUCAGACGGGUUACAAGCUAUUUGCCAUAAUUAUUUGCGUGGUGGCAUCGCUGCAGCUCAUUUAAUUAUUAGAAAAUUUUAUAUUUCACUGCAAGGAUGCGAGGAUAUGAUUUUAAUUUUGUAUUACAAGGGAUUUGUGUUUUCAUUUUGGUGGCCAGCAUUGCCGCGAAACUGCCCAGCGAUAUUAAGCCAUGUGCUGCCGGUGAUGGAAAGUGUAUAAUCGAGAAUAUUAAUAAAGUAUUCGCUGAAAAAAAUCAGGGUGAUGAAAGUUUCGGCUUAACCAAACUGGAACCAUUCAAAAUGGAUGAUAUUAUCAUCAAACAAGAUCCUGCAAAUCCUGUUGCUAUUUAUCUCGGUCUCCUAAGACCUGUUGUGUAUGGCGUCAAGAAUGUGAGAGCGCUAAAAGUGAAAGGCUUUGGUAAAACACCCGAAGGUCGCCAUGAAAUUUUGCUGGAGACCCCUUACCUCUCGCUUUUAUCCGAUUACAAAAUAGAUGGCAAAGUGCUCAUUUUACCUGUUAAAGGAGAAGGGAAAAGUAAUAUUACGCUGGUUCAACCUCUGAUUAAAAUAAGCAUCGAUGCCACCUCGCGCAAUGAAAAUGGUAACACAUUUAUGGUUAUAAAAAGUUUACGCGUCGAAUGCAAACCAAAACGUUUGGCAAUGCAAUUUGAUAAUCUCUUUAAUGGCGACAAGGUUUUGGGCGAAAAUGUCAAUAGCUUCUUGAAUGACAAUUGGAAAGAGAUUUAUGGUGAAGUGAAAAUACCAUUUUAUGAGGCCAUUGGCAAGCAAAUGAAAGUAGGAGCCGAAAAGGUUUUCAGCGCCACGCCAUAUAAUGAGAUCUUUGUGAUAUAGAGUACUUAUAUUAUACAGUUACAUUGCACUUACUUAAAGUGAAUAAAGUUCUUAUUAAAUUAUAA
This is a messenger RNA of Ceratitis capitata (Mediterranean fruit fly), 936 nucleotides long. RefSeq names its product protein takeout. Lineage: Eukaryota; Metazoa; Arthropoda; Insecta; Diptera; Tephritidae. The record is from RefSeq and is a predicted model, not a curated record. The coding region runs from base 116 to 871 and encodes 251 amino acids. The transcript is spliced from 4 exons.